ACCGAGCAGAAAGAGGAAACUUCCGCACUUUGGCGGAGGCGAUUGUCCAAAACCUUCGAAGUUUCCGAGUCGCAACGUUAUGGAAGCGAACAGUCUCGAUCAAACUGGCGGGACUGGAGAUUGUAAAGGCGGCCAAGAGAAAGUCUCCAAUGUCUUGACUGAGCUGCGUCUUGUGGUUGUGGGCUGGAGGUGGCCCGGCAAGAGCCUGACAGCCAACACCAUUUUGGGCCGGGAGGAGUUCCGCUUGGAGCGUGCGGCCGAGUUCUGCGUGACCAGGCAGACGGAGGCGCAAGGUCGGCAGGUGACGGUGGUGGACACGCCCGGCUGGUACUCCACGCAGACCACGCCGCCGUCCUACAAGAAGGAGAUCACCCGAGGAGCCACUCUGUGCCCGCCCGGCCCGCACGCCUUCCUGCUGGUCAUCCCCGUCGGCAUGUUCACCGAGGUGGACCGCGCCCGCAUUGAGGAGCACGUGGGCCUGUUUGGCGAGCGCGUGUGGCGGCACACCCUGGUGGUGUUCACCUGGGCCGAGGUGCUGCGGAAGAUCUCCAUCGAGAGGUACAUCCGCCGCGAGGGCGCCGAGCUCCAGUGGGUCCUGGAGAAGUGCAAGCACAGGUACUUUGUCAUCGACAACUGCGUGUUCGAAGAGCAAGCUCAGGUCGGACGCUUGAUGGAGAAAGUGGAGAAGAUGGUCGCCGACGAAGGCGGCCACUACCACCCGGACCAGGAGGAGGCCGACCCGCCGCCGACCCCCCUGGAUGAGAACCAGAACCCCACCAGGGAUGCGCGGGAUCUGGGUGCCAAGCCCAAACUCGCCUCUGACGUGACUUUACCCCAAGAGGCGCCGCCGCUUUCCACCGAGUGACGCUAACGUUGGGUUAGCAACGCUAUGUUGUUAGCACUGUUGUCACUUUGUCUUUCUGAUCACAAUAUUAGGGACAGAAAAAGACAUGGACCAAAAUGUCAUCCACUUCUUUUAUUUCUUGUUGUACUUCACCAAGAUGUCCGUCGGGCUACAUUGUGGUGGUCUACAGCAAGGAACGUCUUUGUCGUGAUAAACAGUUGGUGCCUUUAGUUUCGCUAGAGCCCAAUCAGCAUUCUUCGUGAAAAGACUAAACGUUUUGCACUGAUUUGACGGAGAAUGUUGUUGAAGAGUGGUUCUCAAAUAAAUACCACCAUGGCUCUCCAAGUACCGCCUUAAUGACCAGCAUCCAAAUACAGUAGCGCAGUAGGCCUACGUGUUCAUCAAAAACACGGUCGAGGUUUUCUUUAACGAGUACAUUUAAUAUUAGCCACUGACUUGAACACUAACACCGUGUUUGAAUAUAGGAAAGUCAAACUUAAAUUAACCUCUAAAGCAGGCCUGGGCAAUUAUUUUGACUCAGGGGCCAAAUUUAGAGAAAAAAAUGUGUCUGGGGCCGGUGUAGCUAUUUUUAGGAAGACUAAUACAAAACCUCACAAUAAUGUCUGAUUGAAUGCUAAAAACGUUAUGACAGACCGCCUUAAAGAAAGGAAUGGAAUUUUUUUUUUUUUUACUGAAUGACACACCCAGAAUGUACAUGAAAAUAAAGAAUGUGGGAUUUACAAUAUUAACUAUGAACGAUAAAACACUGAAUAUUGACAACACUCUCCGUCGACAUAUUUUACAAUCAAGCGAAAUGCAACAAAACAGCGAAAUAUGAACGCGAAGGGUACAAAUAAUCCAACCUACAAUCUGACAUAUCUGAUAUAUCUCUAAACUUUAGAACUUUGUUGUGAAAAUCUCCUUCCGCGUCUGUCCCUGACACCCGAAUUUCAGGCUGACACUCUGGAAACACUGUGUGGAAACGCUCCUCCACCAACAAUGCUUGGUGCCUGCUGUGACCUAGAUUACCAUAGUAACUAGAAUAUAUAAAUAAAUCGAAAUCGAAUAUCAUGCAAAAGCGCAGAUUCCAACCAUUGAAAUACUUUGUAUAGUUCAAGACAUACGGUCAUUUGAAAACAUUUGGGAAUGUCCGGCGGGCCAGAUUGAAAAGCUUAUGUUAAUUAAGGCCCCCGGGCCUUAAUUUGCCCAGGUCUGCUCUAAAGGCUUAGUGGCCACAUGCGUGGACAGCACCUUUUAGCUCUUAUUUCCAAAAUUGUGUACACUACUGAAUUGGGGUCUUAUGGCCACUUAUGUGGACACUUAUAUUGCCAUCUGGUGGUGUCAGAAGAGUAUAACAUACAAUGGAAUUUGGGGGAAAAAAAGGUGUAAAAAUAAGAAUUAGCAUGUCACUAAACAUGAAGUACACGUUUGUGUACUUAUGGACUAAGUACAUCAUAUAAAAAGAUGAUUCUUAGUUUGUAUUCUAAUUAGGGUCCAAUAAGCCCAAAUAGCAAAGAGAAAUAAAAUAAAAAAGCAUGUAAACAAACAGCUUGGGCUUUAAGAGGUUAAGUGAUUCUUUGGCCCGAGCACCACCGGUUUGAGAAUCACUGUUCUAGAAGUUCUUCAACUCUGACAAAUUGUGUCUCUAUUCUGUGCUUUGUAAUGUUUUAUUGAGGGUUUGAACGGGGGGGUGAAAGCAACACAACUUAAAGUCAAAGAAACUGUUACAUGACGUUCACGAACAUAACGUGUAAAAUGAAUUUUUUGGGGUACUGUUCGAGUCCUGCAUUCCGUUCAGCCAAGACCUGGCAGUGGACUGAUUGGGUGUUACUGUAGAAAGGUGACCAAAUACUAAAUAAACGCACUUAAAAGUGA
Nerophis lumbriciformis (worm pipefish) is the source of this 2719-nucleotide messenger RNA. RefSeq names its product GTPase IMAP family member 4 (gene gimapl). The record is from RefSeq and is a predicted model, not a curated record. Lineage: Eukaryota; Metazoa; Chordata; Actinopteri; Syngnathiformes; Syngnathidae. Gene Ontology annotation, molecular function: GTP binding.